Molecule: messenger RNA, 2205 nt
Organism: Blumeria graminis f. sp. triticale
Lineage: Eukaryota; Fungi; Ascomycota; Leotiomycetes; Helotiales; Erysiphaceae
Source: the annotation of a GenBank genome assembly
AUGGCAGUGAACAAGAUCAAAGGGGCCUUCGCGGUACCCAGGAAAGGCGAAACCUUUGAGCUACGAGCAGGCCUUGUCUCUCAAUAUGCGUACGAGCGCAAGGAGGCUAUUCAGAAGACCAUCAUGUCAAUGACUUUAGGCAAAGACGUGUCUGCUUUGUUCCCUGAUGUCUUAAAAAAUAUUGCGACAGGAGAUUUGGACCAGAAGAAACUUGUCUACUUAUAUCUCAUGAAUUACGCAAAAUCUCAUCCAGACUUAUGUAUACUGGCGGUCAACACAUUUGUUCAGGAUUCUGAAGAUCCGAAUCCACUGGUUCGUGCACUAGCAAUACGGACUAUGGGUUGUAUUCGAGUCGAUAAGAUGGUAGAUUACAUGGAAGAACCUUUGCGCAAAACACUCCGAGAUGAAUCACCGUAUGUAAGAAAGACAGCUGCUAUUUGUGUGGCCAAACUUUUUGACCUGAAUUCUACUAUGUGUCUAGAGAACGGAUUCCUCGAGACUCUACAAGAAAUGAUUGGAGACCCAAACCCAAUGGUGGUCGCAAAUUCCGUCACGGCAUUAAUCGAGAUAAAUGAAGCAGCACCGGCGACAAAAGCGUUGCAAGUUACCCCAGCCUCUCUGAAAAAAAUGCUUAUGGCCUUGAAUGAAUGUACUGAAUGGGGACGAGUCACUAUACUCUCUACCUUAGCAAAUUAUAAAGCUCGAGACUUAAAGGAGUCGGAACAUAUUUGUGAGCGGGUUUCUCCUCAAUUUCAACACGUAAAUGCGAGUGUGGUCCUAGCCGCUGUCAAGGUUGUGUUUCUACACAUGAAGAACAUUAACCCAGAGCUAAAUAAGCAAUACUUGAAAAAAAUGGCACCUCCUUUAGUCACUCUUGUGGCGUCGGCCCCUGAAGUUCAAUACGUCGCUCUUCGUAACAUAGACCUUUUGCUCCAGGCGAUGCCGGAUAUUUUAGCCAAAGAACUUCGUGUAUUUUUCUGCAAGUACAACGACCCUCCGUAUGUCAAACUAGAAAAAGUCGAAAUCAUGGUGCGGAUAGCGAAUGACAAGAAUGUUCAUCAGCUUCUAGCUGAGCUAAAAGAGUAUGCAUUAGAGGUAGAUAUGGAUUUUGUGCGAAGGGCUGUAAAAGCUAUUGGCCAGGUAGCUAUUAAAAUAGAGAGCGCUAGCGAGAGGUGUGUCAAUACCCUUCUUGACUUGAUUGCGACCAAAGUCAGCUACGUCGUUCAAGAAGCAGUCGUUGUUAUCAAGGAUAUCUUCCGUAAGUAUCCUGGAUAUGAAGGUAUCAUCCCUACUCUAUGUAAGUACAUCGAUGAACUCGAUGAACCGAACGCUCGGAGCGCUCUGAUUUGGAUUGUCGGUGAGUAUGCAGAGAAGAUAAGUAACGCGGACGACAUCCUUGCAAGCUUUGUCGAGGGUUUUAUGGAAGAGUUUACCCAGACACAACUUCAAAUAUUAACUGCAGUCGUCAAACUCUUUCUCAAAAAGCCGGACGGUAACCAGGCUCUCGUUCAAAGCGUUCUGCAAUCUGCUACUGCCGAUAACGAUAAUCCUGACAUCAGAGAUAGAGCUUAUGUAUAUUGGAGGUUACUCUCUGGAGAUCUCCAGGUUGCAAAGAAUGUGAUUCUCGCUAAUAAACCGCCUAUAACAACUACGGUAUCUUCUAUUCCUCCAGCUCUCCUCGAACAGCUACUGACCGAGAUUUCAACCUUGGCCUCUGUCUACCACAAGCCGCCGGAGACAUUUAUCGGCCAAGGUCGAUAUGGAGCUGAUGCUAUUCAACACGCCGCUAUCCAAGAACAACGAGAGAACGCUGUUGAAAACCCAAUUGCAGCCAGUACGGUUGUCUCUUCUCAAAAUAAUGCAGACAAUCUCCUGGACAUUGACUUUGAUGGUACGGUACCAGUAUCUCCGGGGAUUCCCGUUAGUGCCAAUAGAUUCAAAGCAGAGGCGCUGGCAGUAACUACUAAGGGUCUCAGUAUCCCAAAGUCAGAGGCCGCACCAGCCAGCAGUGGCUUGAACGAUAUGAUGGGGCUUUUUGACUUAAAUGUCCACAGCCCCCCUGAUACCAAUGCUCCUAUGUCUAGUGUAGGUCUAGGUGAUUUGUCACAUGGAUUCAGUGGGCUAGAGCUAGGGGGUCAGACUGUGCCUCAACAAGGUGGGGCAGAGUCCAAAACAGGCAAUGAUGAUCUGCUUGGUAUUUUUUAG